Messenger RNA from Penaeus vannamei (Pacific white shrimp), 529 nucleotides. The record is from RefSeq and is a predicted model, not a curated record. Lineage: Eukaryota; Metazoa; Arthropoda; Malacostraca; Decapoda; Penaeidae.
AUCGACGAAUAUAAAAACAACAGAAUUGAGAAAGAGUCAAGUGAAUAGAAAUUAACUGCCUUCUAGAGCCAUGCUGAGAUUCCGGAGCCUGAAGAAGAGGAGUAAAUACCUCACAGGAGUUUAUUUCUUAGUCGCUCUCUCCCUCUGGCACUACGUCAGAGAAGGAGGACGAGGAAGAAGAGGAGAAGAAGAAGGAGGAAGAAGAGGAGGAGAAAUGGAAGAGAGAAGCUAUAAGUAUCCAUGGUCUGGCGUUCUCGAGGAUGACUAUGCUGAGUUUCGUGUUUUGGGUCCAAUUUCCGCCGAGCCUAUUCUCUCUUCUCACUACGUCUUCAGGCCACCUCCUCGUAGGAACUUGGUAACAGGAACUUCCUCAACACACCGGACUCCCUCUAACCAACACCUGACAACACCAAGAGAUUAUUUCCUACACCUCAAGAAGCCGCAGUUUUGGUGUAGGAAACUGGUCAUGUUGGGAGGGAGCUUGACGUGCUCGCCCUAUGGAGACGAACAAGGCAGGGACGGGAACAAG